Messenger RNA from Fraxinus pennsylvanica, 1431 nucleotides. Lineage: Eukaryota; Viridiplantae; Streptophyta; Magnoliopsida; Lamiales; Oleaceae. The record is from the annotation of a GenBank genome assembly.
AUGGAUCUCAAUUGUGAUGACGAUUUGCUCUCUAGCGAUUUCUUUGACGACAUUUAUACCUCUCAUAUUGGAAAGAAACAUGGUGCAUUGCCUUCUGUCAUUGUUAUUGGUGGAGGUAUAUCAGGGAUUGCUGCAGCACAUAUGCUCCAAAAUGCAUCUUUUAAGGUAAUCUUGUUGGAGUCACAAGAUAGAAUUGGCGGCCGUAUUUGCACUGAUUACUCAUUUGGUUGCCCAGUUGACAUGGGAGCAUCAUGGCUACAUGGUGUCUGCAAUGAGAAUCCAUUGUCUCAAGUUAUAAGCCGCUUGGGGCUAACAUUAUAUCGUACAAGUGGUGAGGACUCAGUUUUAUAUGACCAUGAUUUGGAAAGUUAUGCACUCUUCAACAUAAAUGGACAUCAAGUUCCACAAAGCAUGGUUAUUGAAGUUGGAAAUACAUUUAAGAAGAUCCUCGAUGAGAUGGAUAAAGUGAGGAAUGAACAUAGUGAUGACAUGUCUGUUAGGCAAGCGAUAUCUCUUGUGCUGGACAGGCAUCCAGAAUUGAGACAAAGAGGACUUGCGUAUGAAGUGCUGCAGUGGUACAUCUGUAGAAUGGAGGCAUGGUUUGCUGCAGAUGCAGACAUGAUAUCUCUGAAAGCUUGGGAUCAGGAGAAAGUUCUUUCUGGUGGUCAUGGACUGAUGGUGCAAGGUUAUGAUCCUGUUAUAAAGUCCUUGUCAAAAGACCUUGAUAUCCGCUUAAAUCACCGGGUUAAAAGGAUUGUCAAUGGAUAUAAGAAAGUGGUUGUUAUGGUUGAAGAUGGAAGGAACUACAUUGCUGAUGCUGCAAUUAUUACUGUGCCUCUGGGGGUUAUGAAAGCCAACUUAAUUGAGUUCAAGCCUAAGCUGCCUGAAUGGAAGCUUUCUGCAAUAUCAGAUCUUGGUGUGGGCAACGAGAAUAAGAUUGCAUUACGAUUUGACAAUGUUUUCUGGCCAAAUGUGGAAUAUUUGGGCAUAGUUGCACCCAAGUCUCAUUCUUGUGCUGGAGCCCUUGCAUAUGACCUCGAGAAGCUAUCAGAUGAGGCUGCUGCAAAUUUUGUAAUGUUACAGCUGAAGAGAAUGUUCCCUGAUGCAUCUGAGCCUGUUCAAUAUCUUGUGUCGCGCUGGGGAUCAGAUCCCAACAUCCUAGGGUGUUAUUCCUAUGAUGCAGUUGGGAAUUCAGAUGAUAUAUAUGAUCGGCUCCGAGAACCUUUGGGCAAUCUUUUCUUUGGAGGCGAAGCCAUGAGCCUAGAUCACCAAGGUUCUGUACAUGGUGCCUAUUCAGCUGGAAUUAUGGCAGCAGAAAAUUGUCAAAAGCAUCUUAUGCAGAGACUCGGAAGCUUGGAAAGGAUUCCAGUCCUCGCCUUAAGAGAUGAAAUUGUUGAAGUUCCAGUUCCACUUCAGAUCUCUAGGUUGUGA